AUGUCUUCCCCCCUCCCCACAAAAAUCGGCAUAAUCCUCUUCCCCGGCUUCCAACUCCUCGACGCCGCUGGCCCCCUCGACGCCUUCUCCCUACUGUCCCAACAACACCCCCUCGAAAUCUCCAUCCUCGGCGCCACAAUCUCCCCCAUCUCCACCGCACACGCCAUGCAAAGCUCCGGCGCAUGCAUCGUGCCGACGCACACGUUUGCGCAAGCAAGAGAACUGGGUCUGGAUGUGCUUGUAUUGCCGGGUGGGCUGGGCACGCGCACAGAAGAGAAUGUCAGGGAGGUGGUGGAGUUUGUGAAGAGUUUGGGGCCGGAAGGGGUGAGGUGGAUGUUGACGGUCAAGGCUAAGCACCCCGCCGUCCAAUGGGUGCCCAAAGCCCGCUGGGUCGUUGACGGGAAUAUCUGGACCAGCAGCGGGAUUUCCGCAGGCAUUGAUUUGGCAUUCGCGUGGAUCGCAGACGUGUUUGGUGAGGACAUAGCGCAGUUUGUUGCGGAUAGGAGUGAGUACGAGCGUAACGUAAACGCAAAUGAUGAUCGGUUUGCGGAGCGUUGGGGAGCUGUUUAG
This is a messenger RNA of Parastagonospora nodorum SN15, 570 nucleotides long. RefSeq lists its product as hypothetical. NCBI's taxonomy places the organism in Eukaryota, Fungi, Ascomycota, Dothideomycetes, Pleosporales, Phaeosphaeriaceae. The record is from RefSeq and is a predicted model, not a curated record. The transcript has 2 exons. Bases 1 to 570 code for a protein of 189 amino acids.